Messenger RNA from Plodia interpunctella (Indianmeal moth), 2566 nucleotides. It is a transcript of the gene Start1, whose product is annotated as Start1. Gene Ontology annotation, cellular component: late endosome membrane; lysosomal membrane; endoplasmic reticulum membrane. The transcript has 12 exons. Lineage: Eukaryota; Metazoa; Arthropoda; Insecta; Lepidoptera; Pyralidae. Gene Ontology annotation, molecular function: lipid binding. The record is from RefSeq and is a predicted model, not a curated record. Bases 233 to 1699 code for a protein of 488 amino acids.
AGUAGGUAAAGCCAAAGCCUUCAAAGUGGAUUUGUGUUUGUUCUCUUGGUUCUUGUUGGGUGAAUAUUGGUUUGAGGAUGUUAAAAAAUCUUAAUUGAUAAUUUUAACGAUGUUUGAUGACAUUAAUAAUUACUGACAGUAGUACAAAGGGCUUAGGACUAUUUACACUGAUAAAAUAGGAUAUCGUGCUUAUAAUUUACAACAUUUCAUAUUGGAAACAAAAUUGUUUACAAUGCCAAGACCAGACUCCAGCUAUCAGAUCAGGGAGGCGGCCGAGUCUCUGCUCAGCACAGUGUCCCAUCCCAACUAUAGGACAAUUUCUAAUUCGCAGUCAGUGAACAUAGUGUCCGAGGAGCUGGUGGCAGGGCACAGGCCGCACGGCCGCAUGUCCACAGUCAGGAGGUUCUUCUGUCUGUUUGUCACGUUCGAUCUCCUGUUCACUGGGCUGAUGUGGCUCAUUUGUGUCAUGAUGCGCGGUGAGACACUAGCACAGAUAUUCGACAGAGAAGUAAUGCACUAUAACGUGAAGGCUUCUCUAUUCGACGUCGUGUUACUAGCCGUCAUCAGGUUCAUCACAUUGUUACUAUUUUAUGGUGUUCUGUAUAUAAACAAUUGGAGCGUUAUAGCUCUCUCGACUGGUGGCACUUGUGCCUUUUUGAUGGCCAAAGUGUUCGUUUUUGACUGGCCUAACGCGUCCCAGCCCGUGUACCAGGUGUUCCUAAUACUGACGUCGUUCACCCUCUCGUGGGGUGAAGCCUGGUUUUUGGACUUCAGAGUAUUGCCGCAGGAAUUGCAGGCUAAGGAGAUUCUGGACUGUAUUAUCCGUGAUUAUAUUGUGAUGGGUGCAGCGUCGCCGGGCGCGGCGGGCGCGGGCUCGCACGCCGCGCUCGCGCAUGCGCCGGCCGCGCGCGGGGACUCCACCGCCAACUGGUUCUCGCCCGUGGAGACGCCCGAGGCCAGCCCCAGGCCCCGCAGCGUCCACGGCCAGCAGAUCAUUCUCACACAGGAUCAGAUAGAAGAAUACAAAGAACAAGCUGAAGCAUGUAUGAUGGACGCGUGGCGGGUGAUACAUCUGGAGAACUGGCACGUGGAGAAGAGGGGACAGAAAGGGGACGUGGUGGAAUCCAAGAAGACUGAGUUUGGCAAGGUCUAUAGGUUUACGGGCGUCGUGGAGUGCCCGCCUAAGUUCCUGUACACGGAGUUUAGGGACAAUUUGCAACGUUUGCCUGAGUGGAACCCUACCAUUCUCAAGAGCGAAUUGAUCAAGGAAAUAGCUCCGGGCAUCGACCUCUCGUACCAGGUGACGGCGGGCGGCGGCGGCAACAUCAUCGCGCCCCGCGACUUCGUGAUCCUGCGGCGCACGGCCGCGCUGUCGCGCGACGCCGCGCUGGCCGAGGUCGACGACCCCUACUGCUACAUCAGCAGCGGGCGCAGCGUGCAGGUGCCCGGGUACCCGCCGUGCCCGAAGAUGGUUCGGGGGGACAACAAAGUGGGAUGCUGGUUCAUGAAGCCGCUAACAGUCAAGAGCAGCAGUGGGAAGGUGGAGCAAUGGACUACUUUCCAGUGGCUUAUGUGCUGCGAUCUCAAAGGUAAAAUCCCGCAGUUCGUUUUGGAUACGGCUUUUGCUACUGUGAUGUUGGAUUACAUCGUUCAUGUCAGGAAGUUCGUGGCUGAAGCUAAAGUUAAGGCGUUAUUUUAAGCAUUUUAUUUUUUUUAUGCUGUGUAAAAUGAAUAUAUGAAUUUCAAUGUCGCAUGUUCAAGGUUGCGCCCAAUCGACGUACAUUGUGUAAUUUUAUAAAGAUAUAACAAAGACAUUUAUUCGUGUACCAAUACAUUUACACAAAUGACAAAAAGCAGACGACAUCUAAAAUUUUAAACUUAAAUUGUAUAAUAAACGUACUGGCAUUAGCAUCUGACAAAUACGUGACGUCUCAAUAUUACAAUAGAUAUGUAUGACAUAAUAUAUAAAAAAACGUAAUUUAAAAGGCAUUUCUAAACGCUAAACUCACAUUAAAACUCAGCAAUGUCUAUCUUUUGGCUGCAUCGGUAAACUUACCCGCGCAUGUGACAUACUUAUAUACAGAGCGAUUUUAAUAAUAUAAACAGUACCUAUUUUAUAAAGUACAUAUAUCCAAUCCAUUAAUAUUCUAUAAACAACUUCCAUGUAUAAAGCUGUAUUAAACAAUUUUCUACGCAUAUGUGAUCGGAUUUAUUUAAUCAACCGUAUUUAAACCUUUUAUUAUUGAAUUAUUGCCUUUAGAGGGAAAUUUAAAAAAUUGACUUUGCUGUCACACUACUGUGCAGUGCAGUGUUCUGAAAAAACUUAAGAAAUAUAUAAAAGGUUAAUAAAUAAAUACGUGACGUAAUUGUGUUAAAUAUGUGGUCGUCCAAAUCAAAAGGGAACCUUAUGGUGCCCGGCACUUACGCGAUUAUUACCGUUGUUUUGUACUCGAACAACGGCAAUAAAGACCUAACUGCCAGCCGCCAUAAGACACCUUUUGAUUUGGACGGCCAUAUAUAAUGAUUGCUGAAAAAGAAAUGUUCUAGAAUAUUUUUGUACUUGGCC